CGAUACGUUGGUUGACAUCGCGACUGCGUGUAUACGCCAAGUGACCUCGGCCACUCAACUGCAGAAAUAAGGUUUCAACAAAUCAGUCGUUAUCCAGAUAUGAAGACAUCAAGAAUUUGCAGGUAGACUUCAGCUGCCAGCGAGAUCAUUUUCAAGAAGCACUGAUACCAAGUUAGCAGCUGUCGCACCUCCACCAAACCUGCUUCUCUUCACACCUUUAUACAAGCUUUCAGCAUGUAUCAGAUUGUCCCAGGAGCUCCUGGAGAGCAGCAUGUGAUUGACAGAGCCCAUGGCUCCCCGCGGAAAAAGAAAUUCCAACAGGAUAGCCGGCCGAUGGUGCUGGCAGGUCUGUUGGGUGGUGCACUGGUUCUGGCCGCUGUCAUCUCCUGGUUCUAUUAUUCAUUGUCUCUUCGUAAAGCCCAGCUGCUGAAGACCGAGUUGCUGGACCUGAAAAAAGAUGGCUACAUUAUACGGAACCACGCAGGGGAUGCUGUCUUCACCAUGGCAUUCAGGUCUGGCACUCUAGAUCUGGACUCCUGCACAAAGGAGGGACAUAUUCUCGGCUGUACUCGGUCAGAAACUGGCAAGCUGAACUUUUUCAUCCAGACAGUCCGAGAAAAGGACACGGUAAUGUGCUAUCACAUUCGCUGGGAGGAGCUGCUGGAUGUAAACUCUGUGGAACAUGCCAUGGCCUACAAUGACUCUCACUGGUACGGAGGAGCAGAGAUGGCAACACAGUACUGGCCUAUGAGAAACCAAGGGGAAGAGGAACCGUCUCCUUUCAUCACCAGCGAUGUUUACUCCAAUCGAAAUGCAUUUGGGGGAAUCCUCGAGCGUUACUGGCUGUCUUCCAAUGCAACCGCAAUAAAGAUUAAUGACUCUGUCCCUUUUCAUUUGGGCUGGUCAGAGAAGAAUAGGACUCUCAGAUUUGUUGCCCGAUACAAGGGCUCUCCUUUUAAACCACUGGUGGGACAUUCAGGCUUCCCUGAGCUCAGCUACAGGGUCUGUGUGGGGCUGGAUGUCACAUCACUCCACAAACAUAUGGUGCGUCGAUACUUCCCAAAGCCCAUCAACGUUCCAUCCCAUGAAGUGUUCAGAAAGCCGGUGUGGUCCACUAGGGCUUUUUAUAAGUCAGCUGUAACUCAGGAGAAGCUGCUGCGCUACGCAUCAGACAUCAUUAAAUAUGGCUUUAAGUGGUCCCAUCUGGAGCUGGAUGAUCGCUACACCACUGACUAUGGAGAGUUUGACUUUGACCCCCAGAAGUUCCCCAAUGCCAGCGGUAUGUUUGAAAAACUCAGAAAAGACGGGUUUCAGGUGACUCUGUGGACACAUCCUUUUAUCAACUACGACUCCAUAAAUUUUGGAGUUGCUCUGGAGAAAGGACUGUUUGUCCGGGAGCCAAGCGGAGAUCUGCCCGCCCUGGUCCGAUGGUGGAACGGGAUUGGAGGCAUCUUGGACUUUACAAACCCAGAAGCUUCUAAAUGGUUCUUGUCACACUUAAAUUCCCUCAAAAGGCACUAUAAUGUGACGUCAUUCAAGUUUGAUGCAGGGGAAACGAGCUACCUCCCUCGUCAGUUUAGCACUCUGGUCCCGCUGUCUGACCCCUCCACCUUCACCCGGCGCUACUCCGAGAUGGCCAUACCUUUCAGUUCACGUGCCGAGCUCCGUGUGGGUUACCAGAGUCAGAAUAUCUCCUGUUUCUUCAGGAUCAUUAACAGAGAUUCAGUUUGGGGAUAUGAGCUUGGCCUCAAGUCCAUCAUCCCCACUGUUCUGACUAUAAGCAUUCUGGGAUACCAGUUUGUCUUACCAGACAUGAUAGGAGGAAAUGCGUACCCCAACCGCACUGCAGGUUUGAUAAACGAAACACAUGCUCUGCCAGACAAAGAGCUGUACAUCCGAUGGUUGGAGCUGUCCGCUUUUAUGCCUGCCAUGCAGUUCUCCAUACCACCUUGGGCUUAUGACGAUGAGGUGGUUCAGAUAGCACGUAAGUUCUCAGAACUCCAUGAAACCGAGGUGGCUCCAAGGGUUCUUGAGCUGGCAGGAGAAGUUGUUGGUACUGGAGACCCCAUCAUAAGGCCUCUGUGGUGGAUCGCCAAAGACGACAAGGCAGCCUUUAAGAUUGACUCCCAGUUUCUGAUUGGGGAUGAUCUUUUGGUGGCUCCAGUGUUGGAGCCAGGAAAACAAGAGAGGGACAUUUACCUCCCAGCAGGCCACUGGAAAAGCAAAAAAGGAACGUACAAAGGUCCCAUGUACCUCACUGACUACCCUGUGGAUCUGGAUGAGUUAGCUUACUUUUUAUGGGUUGAGACAUAAAAAAGUAACUUUACAUAAGGUUGCACUGACAGAUGCACUGUAUGUUCAGCAAGUAAGCCAGUAAAUGACAGAGAAUGUUUGCUUUCUACAGGGAAAGUUCACAUUUUGGUGGAUGCUGAGUCUAUGCAUCCAAAAAGCUGCUCCUCUUUGCCUAAAUAAAUAAUUUCCCUUUUUGUAGAGAUGCACCAAUCAGAUCUUUACUGACCAACACAGAUCUCUGAUUUUCUUUGAAGUUAGACCUGCUGAUUUAUGUUUUUUCCCUAAGAACUUUUAACACAUAGAAAAAACAUGUCAUGUUAGAAAACUUAAUUCAGGUCCAGAACUCCAAUGAAUAUUCUGUUUAAUAUUUACCACUAGUUAAAAAUGUGUGACCAGUCACACAAAAACACUAUUCUGUCUAGAAUAUGUACAAAAAAAGAAGCUAAAACUGUCAAAUUUGACCUGAAGAAAAUAAUUUCAAUUUUCUUUCUUGCAACUCCGAGAGUGGGAACUAAUUUCUCUGCUCUUGUGGAAUAUGUAUGAGCCUUUAAUCUCAUUUCCCUUGCUGUACACAAAUACAGCAUGUAAUUUAAUUCACUGACUCAACGUCCUGAUAUUUUGAAGAAAGUAAAAUAAAAUGCCAGUAAAAAAUGACAUCCUUUGUCAGGAGAACACUUUGAAUCCACAUUCUUAAUCCCAGUAUGCAUACACUAUUCAAAUGUGGAUCUUUAGCUUUUAUAGGUUUAAUGAAUAUAAAGAAAAUCAGAAUCUGCUUUGCAAAUUACUGAUCAGAGCCUAUCAAGCCAGAUAUGGUGAUUGAUUUGUGCAUCUCGUUUUUAGUUUUCUUUACAUUUUUAUGCCAAACCUCAUCCUUGUGUGCCUUCCAUCAAGCUAAUCCUUGAAAGUGCCAUAACUAAAGCCUUCCUUUGUAGUGCAAAAAGCUAAUUCUCAAUGCCUACGACCAUCAGCUUUAGAUGACAUGCAAAUAGGGUCAUGGUUGUGUGAGAGUGUUUUUUUUUUACUCUGUGAAGUACAGUGUAAACUAAAAUACAGGGUAGCUCAGAAACUGUGCCAUAAGAUAAGGAAAGCAUCUGCUCUGGAUGCGAAUAUGGACCCUGACUUGGGCUUUUGGACCACUGGUAAAAGUGCUUGUCUGAACUUGCCAACUUUUCAACUGCCCAAGUUAACACACAUAAACUUACAUUUUUGAUUUCUGCACUUUAUUGUAAUUUCACUUGACAAUAACAAACAGCUUAAGGAGAAAUCCUGUCAUUCCAGGUACUUGUAAGCAAACUGCAAAUUCCUUACAGGCUGGUGAUUCCUGACCUAUUGUGCCAUUUCAUUUUCAAAAUUGCACAAGCUAAAUUUAUUCCUCAGGGUGCCAUUAAUGUUGAGAUGUUCUUUAUUUUCAGUAGCAGAUUUAUUAUAAACUAUUAUUUUUUAUGACGCCAUAGUUUUCCUGCUCUUCACAUUUGCCUUGUAGUUUUUCUUUUCUUAUCUCUGCUUUGCAAAGUAAGUAGCAAAGUCUUGAUACAAUUCUGUACACGCUGAAAUGCUUGAAGCCACGUCUUUGCAAAUGCAUGAACUAUUAUGCAUUUACAGUGAAUGCUAGCAUGAGACAAAAGCACAAAGAUGUUUAAAUUAUCUGGAUGUAGCACUCUUAAUAUAUAGAUAUGUCAUGAGGUUUGUCUUCAGACUUGUUUUGCUUUCUAGCAGAGCUAAAAACAGCUGGCAGGAAGUGAAAAGAUGGCAGCAGAAUGUAAAAUAUUUCCUUUGCAGAAAUUUUAACCACCCAAAGGCUUUUUAAAGGGAACUCCAUUAAUAAAUCAAAAAAAUACAGUGAGUUAUUUCUGACAUGUUUAUUGAAAUUAACCCAGGGACCUCCAGCGUGACACUAGAGAUCUUUCAAGGCUUUAAGGGGGAUUUUUUAAAAAUUUUGUUUUAAUGGUAACCUUUUGGCUGCUGCACAUAAACACUUGGUAUUUAAAGGGCGAGUGCCAAACAAUAUGAACAAUGCAUUAUUAAUGCAGUGCAUGUAUGUUUGAAGUGUACCAGAGAACUGUGCAUUCCUCACAAUGAUUCUGUAUGGAUUUCCUAACAUUCUGUAGGUUUGAAUGAAUAUGAAUAUGCUCUGCAACAUUGUACCAUAUUGUAAUUAUAGUAUUCAUACGUAAUAUUUUUAACAAGGUUGUAUGUGUAAAAAAAUAUUUUUAGUUCUCACACUCCUUAUAGUGUUUGGCUGGUAAAUCUAUGCCAGCAGUGUUUCUUCUGAUUAUUGACUUUCUUUAUUUCCACUUCUUUGAUUGAAUGUACUGCAGGACAUGCAAAAACCUGAUAUGGCAUGUGGUUCCAGCACAAUCUCAGUUAUCUUCCUCUUCCAGUAUGAGGAACACUUCUUUUUUCAGUGUUAAACUCAAUCUAAUUUUAGGUUUAAGUCAUGCGAUAUGUUAAAACAGUCACAUUUGGUUUCCCACUUUUAUUAUUUUGCUUCUAUGUUAAAAUGUUUUUGGGCACAAUCUAACCUUAUUGUGUUGAUUUUGACUUGAUUUGUUUCACUAAUAAAUAUAAUACAUUUUAACCAUU
Xiphophorus hellerii (green swordtail) is the source of this 4875-nucleotide messenger RNA. Its product is annotated as myogenesis-regulating glycosidase-like. The record is from RefSeq and is a predicted model, not a curated record. Gene Ontology annotation, molecular function: hydrolase activity, hydrolyzing O-glycosyl compounds. Gene Ontology annotation, biological process: carbohydrate metabolic process; skeletal muscle fiber development. The transcript is spliced from 6 exons. Bases 235 to 2313 code for a protein of 692 amino acids. Lineage: Eukaryota; Metazoa; Chordata; Actinopteri; Cyprinodontiformes; Poeciliidae.